AUGGAUAUUAAUAAGAAAAUAACAUAUCCCAUUUCAGGUGAUGCAAUUUUUGCUGGAGGUGGUACAAAGAAGGAAAGAGAAGAUGAACACUAUGAAAACGACGUCAUUGUGAUAACGAACAGAUUUCCAAAAGAGCUAAAUUUCUUUUGCAAUCCGAGACAUGAGCUAAUGCGAGAUCGGCUUUGCUACGGUCAUAUCGAUGCUUAUGCCUUAGCAUGUGCUGAAGACACUCCACCAAUGCAUCUUGUACCAUUUUGUCUCGCCUUCAAGAAAUUCGCAUACCUAAUUCAGCGGCACUGCUCUCUUGUGAACUAUCCAGCCGAUGACUGGUGCCAUCGCGAGUUUGACCGCUACGAGGGUUUCUGUACAUCAGCCAAGAGACAGAAAUGCAAGUCAUGCUCUUACGAUCUCACUUGUCACUGUGAGCCAUACGAGUGCUUAUGGAAGAGACAUGGCUUCAACACAGCCGUAUGGUGUCAAAGAUACGAACUAUUUUGUAACGAAAAAGCACGAAGAGAAAAAGCAGCUGAAUUGGUAAGCCUAAUGCAGGAUGCGAUCAAGAUCCAUUAUAGAUGUAUGCACUUGUUCAAUCUUCCCAAAGUUAUUUGCGAUCCAUUUCGAAGGCAAUUUGACUAUAAUCGAUGUAUG
This is a messenger RNA of Cylicostephanus goldi, 648 nucleotides long. Lineage: Eukaryota; Metazoa; Nematoda; Chromadorea; Rhabditida; Strongylidae. The record is from the annotation of a GenBank genome assembly.